UUAGGUGGCUCUGGUUUAUAUUUUGAAUGAACGGUGACAGGACAUUAUUUUGAGGUUACAAACUUUCAGAGCUACAAAACAGAAUUAUUAAGAGGAUAAUUAUAUUUAUUUAUUUAGUAAAAGUGAAUUAAUAUAAAAAUGGCGGCACAAAUAUCAACAGCGAUGGACAGUUUGAGUUCAGCAUUGAAAUCAAAUAUUAUUCCUAAUCAAGAAUAUUUACUACAAGGAUCUAUACUGGACAGUGCUGUUGAGGUCCUGCUACACCGUCUUCGUGGUCUCUGUGACAAUGUGGACAGUGGUCCGGAGUCUUUUCAUGACCACGAGGCUUGUUUCAGUAUCAGAAGAGGACCGACUGAGGCUCCGUUGUCUCUAAGAGUCAGAAGAGCGAUUGAUUACCCAGACAUGCCGUUCCAGUUGAGGUACAUCGGGCAACCGGAACUUGGAGACAAAUCAAGACCGACAAUUGUCCGUAGCAGCAUCGACAUUGGCACCAGCAAUACUGUCAUUGAGUUUCUGACAGAACUGGGCUGCAGACUGGAUUUUGAGUACAUCGUCAGAGGCUACAUGUUCAGGAAAGGGAGAAUGAAGGUCACUGUUUCGAAAAUAUUUAAAAUGCCUCAAGGUAAAGUUCUUGAAACAGUGGAACCUAUUUCCCAGAGUUACUUGGUCGAGUUAAGUGUUCUGGCACCCAGUGGCCAGGAUGCUAUCGCUGAAGACAUGAGAAUUUUUGCUGAACAGUUACGACCUCUCGUUCAAUUGGAAAAAAUUGAUUACAACCGACUUCAUAAUUAAUUAAUUUUUUUUUUACUACUGUAUCUAUUUAUAUUUUUUGUA
Molecule: messenger RNA, 834 nt
Organism: Microplitis mediator
Lineage: Eukaryota; Metazoa; Arthropoda; Insecta; Hymenoptera; Braconidae
Gene: MED18
Product: mediator of RNA polymerase II transcription subunit 18
Exons: 2
Coding region: 139-792 (217 amino acids)
Biological process (GO): regulation of transcription by RNA polymerase II; termination of RNA polymerase II transcription
Cellular component (GO): mediator complex; core mediator complex
Molecular function (GO): transcription coregulator activity
Source: RefSeq, a predicted model, not a curated record